Molecule: messenger RNA, 3204 nt
Organism: Fusarium odoratissimum NRRL 54006
Lineage: Eukaryota; Fungi; Ascomycota; Sordariomycetes; Hypocreales; Nectriaceae
Exons: 5
Coding region: 1-3204 (1067 amino acids)
Source: RefSeq, a predicted model, not a curated record
AUGGCGGAAGCAUUCGGUAUAGCUGGCAGCGCGUUCGGCACUGUCUCUCUGGGCUUGCAAUUAUUCAAAGAAAUUUCGCAAUAUCUCGAUGACAUUGACGGCCGUGAAGAAGAUCUAAAACAAGCACGCAACUUCGCAACGAACAUCCAAGUUUCCAUAAAUGCUCUUGAUGUGGCGAUAUCUAACGCGCCUACUGACGAUCCCACGACAAACAGUGCAAUUGGGUCAUGCAGAGACUCUUGCGUGUCCGCGGUAAACAAUUUGUUGGCACUUGUGAAAGAGCUCAGAGGUCCAAUAAUAUCUAUACCGAACAGUAACGCUGCCAGGGCCAAAGGGCUUUGCGCCAAAUUGAAGUACCCUUUCAAGAAGCAGAGCAUAGAAAAGCUCGAGGAGAAUCUUUCGCGGACAAACAGUGCUCUGCAAACCAUGUUGCAAGUAUUUCAGCUCAACACUGGCCGUACAACGACCUCUGCUAUUAAAAGCAUGCACCAGACCGUUGCCGACGUCAACGUAAUAUUGGACAAGAACGAAACAACUCUGGAUGAAAUGCACAAGACAUCGCAGCUUCAUGAUAACAGACUUAGUGCUAUCCAACGAGACGUUAGAGAUCUUUUGAUCCUCACACGAGACUCCGAUGAUUCAAAGCUCUUACUGAGACCGAUGGCCGAGCAGAUGUCGGACCUCACCUCUCACACUAGUGUCGCUCCCAAAUUGCUGCAGGAUCCAGCAUCUGAUACAUUUACACCCAGUAUACAAACGACCAGUUACCAGGGUGGCGGGAGCAUGACAUUUGAUGCUUUUUGUUCUUGCAAAACGCAGCGAAUACGAUAUAGUCAACGCCAAUGGGGACCUUUCCUUCUCGAAGCUGAAGUUAGAUCAAGAGACCAUCAUGCGCCCGAAUGUCCAAUGUCAAAGCUCCCUGCAUCAACCUGUCGAACUAAGCGAGUCUUGAGCCUCUUGACCCCCUCAAGUCAAAGGUUAUGGGGACGUGCUGGUAGAGUCUCGUUGUCGUUCACGACAGGUGCAGGCAUAUUAGGGAUUGGCCAAACAGUGGCCUGGAUUGCGACAGUGGAUGAGAGAGUAUCCCCAGUGUUUCGAUUAGCGGAUACAAUCGCUUCCUAUCAAGGUUUGCCCCGCAAGGACAUGCACAUGCUGUUGGCUUCAGGCUUCAGACGACUUGUCUGGUGUUAUGCCAACUCCCAUGCUUCUGUAACCGAUGUCAAUGAAGACGGUGAAACAAUACUCGAGUCGGCGCUACACAGGUAUACUUUACCCGCCUGGCAUGAUGCCCUCUCGGCCGAUAACAUGGCAGAACUAUAUAAGAUGCUUACUAUCAUUGCUGAGCCAACUUCCUGUACACGCAAGAUCACAGCUAAACCCAUUCCUGCUAUAAUAGCUACCAGUAGCUGGUUUUACAAAUGUACGAGGCCUGAUGAAGUCGCAACGACUAUCUUAUCGAAAUACAGGGAACCGCUAGGACAUCAUCCUCACGAUUGGGGUCUAUCGUGGUGGCGGGAUAAAGACCAUGUAGGUGAUGGAUAUAGACUCUUCCAAGCUUUUCCACAAGUUGUCGAAAAUCUAGAGUUUGGCCCCCUGACUCAGGCUGUUAUUAAACAAGAUCGAAAUGGAGUCCAACGGUUAUUGGAGAGAUGCCCAUCCUACAUCAACGAAGCCAAUUACUGCGGCCAGUCCCCGGUUCAUCUUGCCAUUGAAACGCAAAAUAUCGCUGUUAUAAGUGUUGUGCUUCACUAUGCAGACGCUAAAGCUCUUCGCGCUAGAGAUAACAGAGGCUAUUAUCCCAUCGACUAUGUGACAAAAAGAUUUUGGAAGCGUACCAAAGAGCCUCAAGCAGAUUGCGAAGGGUGCAAAGUGCUUGAAAUGCUUCUUCGAUUAGAUACGCCGCUUCUUCUGACCUCGUUACGUGUCAGCUUAAGAUCAUUAGAAUAUGGUAGUCACAGCUGCAUACACGGCCGUAAGACUAUAAUCAGAGGUCUAGUAGAAAGGAGAGAAGAUUUGAAGGAACUCUCGUAUCGGAAGCUUUCACCAGAUGAAAGGGAAGGUCUAGAAAUUCAUCAGACAAGGAUCCUGGACCGAAAUGCUGCACAGGUGCAACACCAACUCGAGGCUCAAGGUUGCCCCAUGCCAACACGCCUCAGUGUAUACACAGAGGAUAUUGGAUCAUCAUACUACCAUGAAUCAGUUUACUCUAUUAUUACGAACGGCGAAGUCGCAGAGUAUGCUCACCAGUUAGGUUUUUAUUACUCGGACAACGAAUUUGCAGACUUCAUCUGCAUCUUAGUCAAAUCUUCUUCAUAUUUCCGCUGGAUCAAUCCAUUUUCUUCUUCAUAUCUCUGCUGGAUGAUUGAUCAUGGUACUAGUAUCUCAUCAAGAAUUCCUGUCAGACAACCACCCAGCCCGGAGAUAGAAGCGACGGCGGCUCACUAUUUUAUGGCUAGCUUGGGAAUAUCGGACAGCCUUGGACAAAACCUGACCCUGGACUCUCCCUUGACAAUAGUAGCUAUCAAGGUUGUUUUUUCAGAAACCGUUGUCGACGGUUGUCGCUGCUGGUGCUCUCCAGGGGGGUGCACCCCUCUGAUGAAGCUCUUGGAGGGGAUAUCUGGGCGGAACAGGAUUGUAUUCGGAUCACAGCAAUCUCUUUCCCGAGAAACAGAACGUUUAAUAAACGGUUUAUUAUCAGCACAUUGGGGUCAGAUUAGCGACUGCCAAUGGAUCUAUGCGGCCAUUAUUCGAUACUAUACGUUUGUGACGCUGGGUCUGCGUCACGUUUGCUGCUCCAUCAUUAAGAAGAUUUCGGGUCCUUUGCCAGAAGAGGAGCUCCAGGAGAUUGAAGAGGAAGAUUCUUCCCUACUUGGAUUGUUUGAAAGUCUCGUUACAGAGUUCGAAGACGGCCGUUGCCACGACAUGAGCCUAGAGGAGUUCUUCGAAUGGAUGCACAUGAACUGGGCUCCAAGAAUGCAGGAGGUUAGGGAGGAACUUGCUUCUAAAAGGCUUACGGAUCAGGAACUGCGAGAUGCCGAAUCGAUUGGGGUGGUUUGGGAGGUCCAUGGGCCUCAGCCAAUGAGAAAAAGACCAGACUUGCCUAGAUGGGGUCAAGGUGGCUUAUGGAAUGCUAUGGAUCAACUGGACCAGAUUGCUACAGAUCCAGAGAGGCCUACGAAGGAAAGUCUACAGACCCAGACUUGA